Molecule: messenger RNA, 2625 nt
Organism: Osmia bicornis bicornis
Lineage: Eukaryota; Metazoa; Arthropoda; Insecta; Hymenoptera; Megachilidae
Gene: Mccc1
Product: methylcrotonoyl-CoA carboxylase subunit alpha, mitochondrial
Exons: 9
Coding region: 364-2517 (717 amino acids)
Cellular component (GO): mitochondrion
Molecular function (GO): ATP binding; metal ion binding; methylcrotonoyl-CoA carboxylase activity
Source: RefSeq, a predicted model, not a curated record
GGUCGCGGGUUCGAUCCCCCCAUGAGCCAACUUUUUUUUUUCUUUCACAUGAAGAACAACAACAUUGAAAUCUCAUUAAAUAUGCAUUAAACAAUUUAAAAAAAAAAAUGGAUCUUGUUUACACAUUUGUUUUAAGUAAGGUUACUUAUAAAACUGAAACAACCACGUGUAUUUACGUAAUUGUCUUAUCUAUUGUAUUUACAAUGUAUAUAUGCGUCUAUAUAACCUUUGAGUAAGGGUUAAAGAUUAUAUUUGGGUUGCUCAUAUCUGUUCUCCUAUUUACAAUUGAAAUGAGUUGAAUAAGUAUUAAAUAAGACCAGAAGCAAAUGCGUCGCAAACUGCGCUAACAUAUGUAAUAGUAACAUGUAUCGGAUAACAAGGGUAAAGACGCCGAUUUCACAAUGUCGCGUAAUAGUUUUAUGUAUACAUAAUUUGCAUACCUCUGAAACUUUGCAUAAUAGAUUUGAUAAGAUCUUAAUUGCAAAUAGAGGAGAGAUUGUAUGCCGUGUUGUAAGAACUGCCAAAAGAUUAGGAAUAAAAACUGUAGGCAUAUACAGUGAAGCAGAUAGAUAUUCUAUGCACGUAGAUCAAGUGCAUGAAGCCUACUGUGUUGGUCCUGCACCUUCCAAUCAAAGUUAUUUGAGGCAGGAUAAAAUAAUAUCUAUCGCUAAGAAAUCAAAGUGUCAAGCAAUACAUCCUGGUUAUGGGUUCCUUUCAGAAAAUGCAGAGUUUGCAGAGCUCUGUCAAAAAGAGAAUAUAACAUUUAUUGGCCCUCCAUCGGAUGCAAUUAAAAACAUGGGUAUUAAAAGCACUUCGAAGACAAUAAUGCUUGAAGCUGGGGUUCCUGUUGUAGCAGGAUACCACGGAAAGAAUCAGUCUGAUGAGGCUUUAUUACAGCAAGCAAAGAAUAUAGGUUUUCCUCUAAUGAUUAAGGCUGUAUGCGGCGGAGGAGGAAAGGGAAUGAGAAUCGUUUUAAAGGAAUCGGAUUUUUCUGAAGCGUUAGAAUCAGCCAGAACUGAAUCUGAGAAAGCAUUCGGUGACUCGACGGUGUUACUCGAACAAUAUAUCAACGAACCAAGACAUAUCGAGGUACAAGUAUUUGCAGACAAACACGGAAAUGUCGUUCACAUGUUUGAAAGGGAUUGUUCCGUUCAAAGAAGGCAUCAAAAGAUCAUCGAGGAAGCGCCAGCACCCGGAAUUUCAGCAGAUUUAAGGGCGAAAUUAGGUGAAACAGCUGUUCGAGCAGCGAAAGCUGUAAACUACGUUGGCGCUGGUACCGUUGAGUUUAUAAUGGAUCGUAAGCGAAACACUUUCCAUUUCAUGGAAAUGAAUACUCGUCUUCAAGUAGAACAUCCAAUCACGGAGGCAAUUACAGGAUUGGAUUUAGUAGAAUGGCAAUUGAAAGUAGCAGCCGGAGAAGAACUUCCGUUAAAUCAGGAAGAAAUUAAUUUUCAGGGGCAUGCUUUUGAAGCUAGAAUAUACGCAGAGAAUCCAAGGAAGGGUUUUCUACCAGGAGCUGGAAAUAUAUCAUACAUGAGACUUCCAGAAGCCACAGAUAAAACGAUCAGAAUUGAACGUGGAGUUCGCGAAAAGGAUGAAGUAUCCGUGCAUUAUGACCCGAUGAUCGCAAAACUGGUUGUCUGGGGAAGAGAUAGAGAAGAAGCAUUGGCGACGCUUAGAUUAAAACUAAGCGAUUAUAAUAUAGCUGGACUCGAUACCAAUAUAGAGUUUAUUAAGGAUUUGUGCUCGCAUCCUAGCUUUCGUGAAGGACAUGUACACACUGGGUUCAUAGAAGAACAUCGUGAAGAACUAUUUCCGAAAUUACAAGUGCCAAGCGAAAUUGUCGCACAAGCUACCCUUGCCUCCAUACUUUACGAAGACACAGACUCUCUACGAUCGGCUCUUAAAACUGUUGAUCCCUUCAGUCCUUUCGCAACAGAAACUGGACUGAGGUUAAAUCAUAAUCAAUCUCGUACAUUUAAUUUCAACGUUUAUGGCGAUGAUAUCGACGUUGAAGUAAAAUACGUUGAACCUGAAAUCUAUUCUAUGAGAAUCAAUAGAAUUGGACGUUGGAGAACAGUAACUGGUGUCUUAAAGAAAAAAGAAAAUUCGUUAGAAUUAUCUACUGAAAUCGAUGAAAUGAUCUGGAAAGCAAGAAUAAUUAAGAUCCGCAACAAGUUACACCUAUUCACCAAAGAUCGCGAAUGGCAAUUCAGUAUACCUCCCAUGAAAUUUCUUUCUGAUUUUACCAGUAGUGCACUCGAAGCAGAUCCAUGCAAUGCUUUAAGUCCGAUACCGGGUUUUAUAGAGAAAUUAUUGGUUGCAAAAGGAGACACUGUUAAAAGAGGCGAAGCUUUGCUCGUCAUUACUGCAAUGAAAAUGGAAUACAUCGUUAGAGCAUCCACUGAUGGAAUUGUCGAGUAUAUAUCAUGUUCAGUAGGUGAUAAUGUCCCUAAGAAUAAGGUUCUCGUUAAACUGACUGAAUCUAGAUCUCAAGAAAAUACGACUACGAUUUAAUUUAUAUUGUUAAUUAUUUCUAUUUUCUGUAUUGCUUUGAUUAUAUGUACAGAGAAUGCACAGAAUAUUUUAUAUGAGAUGUGUAGGAAAUAUAAAUUUUAUAUUGUA